AUGACAUUACCAUCCCAUCAACAAACACAACGUCUCGAUCAUUUAUUUACGGCAAGUUAUCGUAUGUUUACUGCUUGUCCGUCCUUGAGUCGAUAUUAUAUGAAUGAAUUUCAAAAUACAUUGACAGAAUAUGAGUUAACUUCAGCUACAGAACGUCUUUCUUGUUCUAGUUGUGGACAAAUUCUAGUACCAGGGUUGAAUUCACAAGUACGACUGAUAUCUAAGAAAAGACAACAUAAGCCUAACAAAAGUUUGAUUCGAUCAAUGUGCUUUACUUGUCGUCACACAAAGAUAUACCAUGGCUCUUACAAGAAAAAGAUACCCACUGAAGAAACAGCACCUCCAGUGAUUGAACAAGGCAAGAAAAAGAAAAACAAGGGAAAAAAGAACAAUCUAAAAGCCUUGCUAUCUAAACCUAAGCCAAAUACCUCAACAACAGGCGGUCUCAGUGAUUUCUUAUCCUCACUUUAA
Molecule: messenger RNA, 471 nt
Organism: Gilbertella persicaria
Lineage: Eukaryota; Fungi; Mucoromycota; Mucoromycetes; Mucorales; Choanephoraceae
Exons: 1
Coding region: 1-471 (156 amino acids)
Biological process (GO): tRNA processing
Cellular component (GO): nucleolar ribonuclease P complex
Source: RefSeq, a predicted model, not a curated record